UGGUGGUCAAUCGCCGGUAAACACCAAGGGAAGAAGUAGAAGAAGCAGUAGCAAAAGAAGAAGAGCGUAAGAAUAUAUCACGAAGUUCUUGUAAACGACUGUGUGUUGCAAAAAUUAUGGCACGGAUGGAUGUGCAAUGCGGUCCGAUGGCGUUGGGUCUCCUAGCAGGCAUGGGCUGUGGGCUCUUCUUUGGUUGGCACCUACGAGGGCGAGUUAGAAAACCUGUACGAGAAAAUGUUGGAGAGGCCGAAAAUAACACCCAAACGAGCGUUAUGGGAGAGAGUGGUGAAUUCAAGAUGAUCCUGAUUGUUCGCACCGACUUGAAAAUGGGUAAAGGCAAAGUGGCGGCACAGUGUUCUCACGCAGCCGUUUCUGCCUACAAGCAGAUGCAGCGUAGAAACCCAGAGCUUUUGAAACAAUGGGAAUACUAUGGGCAGCCCAAAGUGGUUGUAAAGGUGCAAGAUGAGGAGUCUCUGCUUGAACUUUUGUGCCAUGCUAAGGAAGUUGGCCUGCCGAUUAGUCUUAUUCAAGAUGCUGGAAGGACACAAAUUGCUCCUGGCUCAAGAACUGUUCUUGGAGUAGGACCCGGGCCUGCAGAUCUUGUGGACAAAGUAACAGGUCACUUGAAGCUAUACUAGAACUAUCAGUUGGUGACACUUUAAAAUUGGCUAAUCUGUAUAUUAAAAGCAUUUAAAUUGAAAUAUGCUUAAAAGCAUUGAAUCAAAUAAAAUGAAUUUAGUAAAAA
Molecule: messenger RNA, 745 nt
Organism: Clarias gariepinus (North African catfish)
Lineage: Eukaryota; Metazoa; Chordata; Actinopteri; Siluriformes; Clariidae
Gene: ptrh2
Product: peptidyl-tRNA hydrolase 2
Exons: 2
Coding region: 117-638 (173 amino acids)
Biological process (GO): negative regulation of anoikis; positive regulation of anoikis
Cellular component (GO): mitochondrion; cytosol
Molecular function (GO): peptidyl-tRNA hydrolase activity
Source: RefSeq, a predicted model, not a curated record